Molecule: messenger RNA, 459 nt
Organism: Penicillium lagena
Lineage: Eukaryota; Fungi; Ascomycota; Eurotiomycetes; Eurotiales; Aspergillaceae
Exons: 2
Coding region: 1-459 (152 amino acids)
Source: RefSeq, a predicted model, not a curated record
AUGUUUUCUUCAUCUUCUAUGGCCGUGAUCGCUGCAGCAGGAUUGCUCUAUGCGCAAGUGGCAGUGGCAGCUGGCUGUCAGGAGAUCGAAAAUGUCCUGAUAACACAUUAUGGUGCCCCUGACAAUAGCCCUCCGGGCCCUGCUAUUGGCACCAAUUGUUACGGUCAUAAUAUGAAAGCGGGAGCUGAUGACGAAUUCGACAACUGUGAACUCAUCUACAUUCCUCUGUUUCGGAAGUACUUCUACAAGGGAGACAGCUGUGCCCAAUGCCAGAGCGACUGGAGCCACAAUGAGUGGCACGUCGACCUCUGGACCGGAUCAACCAAUGAGAAUGGCGGACAAGCACAGAUCAACUGUGAAGACAACCUCCCAGGUGGCAAGCAAGUUGUGAUCCGAGCUCCACCAACUAACCUGCCUGUGAAUAGUAAGCUCAAUGCUGUAUCCUUCAAGUUGCUCUAG